This is a messenger RNA of Nothoprocta perdicaria, 1362 nucleotides long. It is a transcript of the gene CPO, whose product is annotated as carboxypeptidase O. Gene Ontology annotation, biological process: proteolysis. NCBI's taxonomy places the organism in Eukaryota, Metazoa, Chordata, Aves, Tinamiformes, Tinamidae. Bases 1 to 1362 code for a protein of 453 amino acids. The record is from RefSeq and is a predicted model, not a curated record. Gene Ontology annotation, molecular function: metallocarboxypeptidase activity; zinc ion binding. The transcript has 11 exons.
AUGCAGCUUUUUCUUGGGAUCAUCUUUUCUCUAGGGAUUCAAGUUUCUGGAAUAGCCAGCUGGAAACUGCGAUAUGACGGGGAUCAAGUUUUAAAAAUUGUGCCAAAAACACUGCAGCAGGUCCAGCAUCUUCAGCAUCUUUGCAACACCUUGCCGCUGGAUCUGUGGAAGCCCUUGUUGCCUGAAGACAUCUGGACUGGAGAAGACCUGCACGUGAGGGUCCCAGCCCCUCUGGUGCAGGAGGUGAAAGACAGCUUAGAUGAGCAUCUCAUCUCCUACGACAUCCUGAAACAGGACGUGCAGGCACUAGUGGAUCAGAGCACGCCCAGGCUGGGGGGCAGCCCCAGGCAGGGGCCAGCAGGCUACAACUACACUCRGUACCAUCCCAUGGAAGAGAUUUAUCAGUGGAUGACUCAAGUAAAGGACAGUAACAGUGAGCUGGUGACUCAGCACGACCUGGGAAAGACAAGCGAGAAUCGAACUAUAUAUUAUCUGCAGAUCAGUCAACCAUCAAAUAAAAACAAAAAGAUCAUUUGGAUGGACUGUGGGAUUCAUGCCAGAGAAUGGAUCUCUCCAGCCUUCUGCCAGUGGUUUGUGAAAGAAAUCCUACAAAAUUACAAAUCUGACCCAAAGAUAAGCAGAUUUCUUCAGAAUUUGGACUUGUACAUCUUGCCGGUCCUCAAUGUUGACGGUUACAUCUACUCCUGGGAAAAAGAACGCUUGUGGAGGAAAAACCGUUCUCCUCACAUGAAUGGCACCUGCUAUGGAACAGAUCUGAACCGGAACUUCAAUUCCUCCUGGGGCAGUAUUGGCGUUUCUUAUAACUGCACCAGUGAUAUCUUUUGUGGCUCUGGACCAGAAUCAGAGCCAGAAACAAGGGCUGUGGCCCGGUUCAUCGAAAGGAAGAAGGAGGACAUCGUGUGCUAUUUAACUAUUCACUCCUAUGGACAGUACAUCCUCACUCCAUACGGCUCCACGACCAAACCUCCAAGCAACAACGAAGAACUGAUGSAAGUUGCAGAGAAAGCAGCUGCUGCCCUGAACGGAAAGUAUGGGACCAGUUAUCAAGUAGGAUCAACCUCUUCAAUUUUAUACAACAACUCGGGCUCCUCACGGGACUGGGCUCACAUGAUCGGCAUCCCCUUCUCCUACACGUUCGAGCUGCGGGACAAAGGAACCUACGGGUUUGUUCUGCCCGAGGAGCAGAUCGAGCCCACGUGCGAGGAGACGAUGCUGGCGGUGACAACCAUCAUAGAUGCCAUGGAGCAGAAGUACUUCCCAAAUGCAGGGCUGACACUGACCUCCAGCAGCCUGGCCCUGAGCCUCUGCCUGGGCGCUCUGGUUACAGGGGCUGUUUUAUAA